This is a messenger RNA of Onthophagus taurus, 2311 nucleotides long. The record is from RefSeq and is a predicted model, not a curated record. NCBI's taxonomy places the organism in Eukaryota, Metazoa, Arthropoda, Insecta, Coleoptera, Scarabaeidae.
CCUAUUUAAACUAGUGAUCAAUCGAAACAAUCUUUUGAAAUGUCACAUUUGAUUAAUGUUCAAAAUCACCUGACAGCUACUUGUUAUUCUUUUUGAAUAAGUUUAUUACAUUUUCAAGUUGCUCAUUACAACAGUAAUAUAAUAAUGGGUGCAAUAGCUAGUCGGCAAAGGGCCGGUGUUGAAGAAGCUGAUGUGGUACCUAAUUACGCCUACAAAUAUCCACCACCUUCUGGAAACUAUUUUGGGAGCCACUUUAUAAUGGGGGGCGAAAGAUUCGAUACACCGCAACCUGAGGCUUACUUAUUCGGCGAUAACACUGAUUUAAAUUUUCUAGGAAGUCCCACAGCGUUUCCUUAUCCACCUCCCCAACCAAAUGAACCAACAAAAACCUUAAAAAGUUUGGUAAAUGUCCGUAAAGAAUCUUUAAGGUUUGUUAAAACAAAUUUGGAGAACUGUAAAGUGCAUUUAAUUGAUGAUGAAAAUGCUGAUGUAGAGCUGGGGAAAGCUCCACAGUUUAAUUUGGAAUUUACUUUUGAUUGUGAUGUUCCAUGUGCUAUUACUAUUUAUUAUUUUUGUACUGAAGAGUAUACAGCUAAUGGUGUUAGUUAUAUCCCUAAAGAUCCUUUAAUGGUCUCGGAGGUUUACCAUUAUAAGCGUGGAGCAAACCAACAGUUUGCACAACCAACACAUGUUUUUUAUCCCUCUUUAUAUAGUGAUGAUGAGCUUUUAUAUGAUACCGAUAGGAAAGUUAUUCCAAUAGCCAUUCAUUGUGUUGCUGAAAAAGGACCAGAAGAUAUGAGACAAUCUCAUACAACAAUAGCUGUUGUUGAGAAAGGAAUGGAUGGAACACAUAUUUUAAAAGCUCUCAAACAGAAAUUAUUUGUUGAUGGAUUGUGUUAUUUAUUACAGGAAAUAUAUGGGAUUGAGAAUAAACAAAGUGAUAAAUCUUCUAGUGAUGAUGAAACUGAUGAUAAUGGUUCUGAUUGUGUGGUAUGCAUGAGUGAAGUACGAGACACACUGAUUUUACCUUGUAGACACUUGUGUUUGUGUAAUUCAUGUGCAAACACGCUUCGUUAUCAAACAAAUAAUUGUCCAAUAUGUAGAGCCCCGUUUAGGGCUUUAUUACAAAUCAGAGCAUUACAAAAAACGUCAAAUCCCAUUUUACCACCUGUUAAUUUACCAGAUGGUACAGGUGAUAAUAUCCCCCCAGGAUAUGAAGCAGUGUCAUUAAUUGAAGCGUUAAAUGGCCCUUGCGCUCCAAGACAGCCCCCAUCUGCGGCAAUGCCUGACCUUGUAGAAACUCCAGAAAACGAACAGACAAUGCAAGCCGCUCACAUUUUAAACAGACAUUCGUCUAGUUCCAAAUUAGCGAAAGAUAUCGAUUCUGGAACACCGGAGUUUGGAAUGUCUAUAUUGUUAUCAUCUCGCGACGAUGAAAAAGAGGCUCCAAAAUGUCCUUUAUUGGCCAAUACAGAUAUAUUACAUGGUAGGAAUACGGAAAGUCUCGUUAGAAAUCGAACGUCCUCUCGACAUUCUCUUAAUAAAGAAGAAAAAGAGGAGGAUAACAAUAUUGAUGAAGAUAGCGAAGCAGAAAAGUUAUCACCACUUUUACAGCACAAUGUUGAAUUUAUUGGAAGAAAUGCGGCUGGUUUGGCACUUAAUAUGGUUGAUGUUGUGGAAGCCAUUGAUGAUGAAGCAGAAACCGGUCGAGAUGAAAGUGUCCAAGAAAAGCAGAAAGAACGGAAAUCUAGAGAAGAGCGUGGCGACGAUUCCGAUUAUUACACCCCCGAAGAACCACCAAAUCCAUCACCCGCGUGCGAUUUGUAUGAAAUGUCGAAUAAUAAUUCGAUUGGAAGCACGCCCCAAAGGCUUCCAGGAACACCUUUAUCUCACGUUAGCGCUCGAAGUAGCGGCGAUAGUUACACCAGCGGUUCUAGUACACGUCAUUUACUCGCAUUGGCAAAUUUUAACGGAUCUUCUAACGAGAAAGCCGUUAAUAUUUGAAAUUGCGAGAUAACUGGUGUGAUUUACGCAUAUUGUGAAUCAAAGUAAUUGAUAUAUUGAGAAUAUUAUUAAGAGAAAAUUAAUUAUAGGUAAGAAUAAUUUUUUUUAAUCUCAUUUACAAUUUUUUAAAUUAAUACUCAUCGUUUUUAAGAAAUUAAUUUUAUCAAUAAUUUUAAUUUUGGUAAAUGGAAUCGUUUUUAUGGUGAUAUUUAGACCUUUAUUUCCGGUUGUAGGAUAUUUAUGAAUUUAUCAAUUUUGUAUUGAUCUUUAUUUACGUGAUAAUAAAAGUAAUAAAAAGAAAAUUUGA